Fundulus heteroclitus (mummichog) is the source of this 1269-nucleotide messenger RNA. RefSeq names its product transmembrane protein 177 (gene tmem177). The record is from RefSeq and is a predicted model, not a curated record. NCBI's taxonomy places the organism in Eukaryota, Metazoa, Chordata, Actinopteri, Cyprinodontiformes, Fundulidae. The transcript is spliced from 3 exons. The coding region runs from base 196 to 1128 and encodes 310 amino acids.
CGUUAACCUGUCGUAAAACGCUGUGAUCACGACAGUUGGAUGGCUUUACGGUCACCACCGGCAGCGUCUUGAGAUACGCAACUGUCCUUGUAAAAGAUGCAUCAUCGACCAUGUGUGUGUGUUUUCCUCUAAAGGAAGGCGUAACGUACUGAAAGCUGCUGCCCCAGGCUCAAACGUCCACAUUAAAGCCACGCCAUGGCGUCUCGUUUGCUCAAGUUCUCGGUCCUUCUUCAGAAGUACCGGGCUCCGCUGCUCGUCGCGAGCUGCGGAGGCGUCUUCGCGGCCAACAUGUUCUACCACGUUUUCCCCGACUCGUCCUACCGCCAGCUGUACCAGGCCUGGCAUAAAGGAGAGCCAGUGGUGCUGUCGGAAAAGCUGGAGAGUCUCUUUCAGCAGGUGCUUAAGGACUUUGGCGUCUCCUCAGACAAGAAAUUCUCCGCCUUCGCCUCCUUCGGGUUCCACCCGGUCGGCGCGGGGGUCCCGUGGCUUCCCGCCGGGGCCCAGAUCGGCCUCCCGGCCAACUUCAACAGCACCACAGACGACCCGCACGGAAUAACCAACCGCAGCAUCUUCAUCAACGGCAAAACGGUGGACUGGAGCAGCGAGGCCGGCCGCGCUCUGAAGGAGGCGCUGGUGUUCUCCCUGGAGGCGCAGAAGUUCGCCGUCGCUCGGGAGGUGGCCCGCUUACAGUCCGGCGGGCCCCUCAUGACGGCCGCCGUGGCUCCGUUCUGCCUGGGCGGGGUGUGGGUGUACAGCGUGGUGCUGAAGCAGGUGUUCGGGCUGCACGGCGGGCCCGCGCUGAUGCGUGGGGCGGUGAACGUUCUGGCGCUGGGCAUCGGCGCCGUCUCUUAUUUCCUCACCUCCGAUGCCCUCAGCCAGUGGGUCGACUACAGCGCAGACCGGCGCGCCGCCGGAGUGUCUCGGGAGUACGCCAGAGGAGGCGUGGAGUUUUACGAUAAAAUCCUGUCCAGGAACAAGACGCUGCGCUCCCUGAUGGGACAGAAGGGAGAGGAGAUGUACGCCCCCAGCGGGAACCUGUUUCCCGCUCACGUCCUCCAGCUGAAGCACACGCCGUACACCUCCAGACGAGAAGGCAUCAUCGCCCUGCUGAAAGAAGAGAAAGCAUGAAAAGAGCUUUUACUCAAGACAGAAAUGUCUAAUAUUUAACUACAAAACUGUGACCAGAAGGCAGAAGGCUCUAAUAGAAAAAUGUCAUCGUCUGUCUGCAUUAUGUUUUAUUGUUUGUGUCAUUAAAGGAGCUAUAAGUAA